Archocentrus centrarchus (flier cichlid) is the source of this 1039-nucleotide messenger RNA. Its product is annotated as GTPase IMAP family member 9-like. Gene Ontology annotation, molecular function: GTP binding. The record is from RefSeq and is a predicted model, not a curated record. The transcript is spliced from 4 exons. NCBI's taxonomy places the organism in Eukaryota, Metazoa, Chordata, Actinopteri, Cichliformes, Cichlidae. Bases 112 to 981 code for a protein of 289 amino acids.
AUCGGCUGAUUUGAAGUGUUUUGCUAUCUGGGUGUGUUCUGUUUGUGCUACCAGGAUACCAUACACCUGAAGAAAGACUUACACAGUUUUUGAGAGUUUACUGUUCCAGAGAUGUUGCAAGUAAAGGCUUGGAUCCCAGGAUACAUUCUGCUUGUACUGAUCACAUUAUGUGGACAAACUGCUCACUGCCAAACUCAACCAACAGGCUCUGGACAUUUUGAAGAGUUGCGACUCAUUCUGGUUGGGAAAACUGGAACAGGGAAGAGUACCUCUGGAAAUAUCAUCCUGAAUAGGCGUGUCUUUGAAGAAGGCAUCUCACCUAAUUCUGUGACUGAAGGGUGCCAAAGAGCAGAGGAAAAACAUGGUGACCAGAACAUUGUUGUGAUUGACACUCCAGGGUUGUUUGACACAACCAAAUCACAAGAAGACUUGAAAGCAAAAAUUGAAAAGUGUAUUGAAGUGUCAGUUCCUGGACCCCAUGCUUUCCUUUUAGUAAUCAGCCUGAAGUCAAGGUUCACACAAGAGGAGCAGGACACUGUGAAAUGGAUCCAGGAAAACUUUGGUCCUGAUGCUUCCUUGUACACUGUUAUACUGUUUACACAUGCCAACUUGCUGGAAGAUAAAACGGUGGAAGACUAUGUGAAAGAGAGCAGAAAUCUACAAAGACUGAUAAACUCCUGUGGAGGAAGAUACCAUUCAUUCACCAAAGACCUGGAGAACAGAGCCCAAGUUGAAGAACUUCUAAAUAAAAUAGAGCAAAUGGUGGAAUUCAAUGGGGGAAGUUACUACACCAAUGAGAUGUAUGAGGAAGCCCAGAAGAAACUUAGAAAAAAUGGGUGGUCCUGCAAAACAGCUCUAGCUGCUAUGGGACUUCCUUUUAUAUUAGGAGUGUAUGCUUUACCUGUUUCUGGAGGAGCAGCUGUUUACAUUGCAGAACACUGCACAGAAGAACUAUCCCCAUUCAACCUUUUUCCUAAAUAAUGGCCAAGACUGGAACAAAUAUUAAUAUAGUUUUCAAUAAUUUGUGCUAGAAUGACAA